Molecule: messenger RNA, 2875 nt
Organism: Petromyzon marinus (sea lamprey)
Lineage: Eukaryota; Metazoa; Chordata; Hyperoartia; Petromyzontiformes; Petromyzontidae
Biological process (GO): regulation of transcription by RNA polymerase II
Molecular function (GO): DNA-binding transcription factor activity, RNA polymerase II-specific; RNA polymerase II cis-regulatory region sequence-specific DNA binding
Source: RefSeq, a predicted model, not a curated record
CUACCAACUGCAGCCCAAACAUCACCUGGCGAGCCGCAUAGCUUUAGCAGGCUGUCGGGGCAAGCGCUGCAAGUCGUGCACAAACACACCCGAAUAAGUAAACUCAGCAACCUGCGCGUGCCCUCAACAACAACACAAUAGCCGGACGUUUCGGGCAACGAUCCUUUUCCUCACGGCAGCACGCCCGCUCAACCCCAGCGCCGUAUGGUACACAUACAGGGGCACUGUAAAAACCCGGAAUCGAAUCGUAUCCGGGAAUCGCGGUUGACGGGAAUCGCCGUCGGGGAAUCGAUUCCCGUCAGAUGGACAGUGCCGCGGACUGGUCGCGUGUGAUGGAGACGCGGGGCUGAGCGAGGCGGCUUCUCCUCCUCCUCCUCGUCCUCCUCCUCCUCCUCGUCCUCCUCCUCCUCGCUCUCCCUAUCUCAUCCCUCUGUGUCUCUCUCUCUCUUCACUCUCUGCAUCGGUGUAGGAGGAGAGAGACCCCCCCCCCGGACGGCCGUAGACCCCUUCGCGACUCGCGUUGCCUGCAAGCCGGGUGAGGCGAUGAGUCCGCGCGCUCUUGUGGGCAGCUAGGCCAGGGGAGAGAGCUGCGAUCGAGUGGUCCUCACCUCGUCAGCAUCAUCAUCAUCAGCAGCAUCAUCAUCAGCAGCAGCAUCAGCAGCAGCAACGCUGCCCCCUCAACUGUUAGGCCAUGGCCACCGCGGCAGUGGCGGCCGCAGUGGUGUCCCACAUCAACCCUCGUCAGGACUUCCCGGCGUGGCUGGCCGCCCACGGCGUGAGCCUCAGCGUGGCCGAGGCCGUGGACAGGGAGCUGGGCAUCGGCGACUACGAGGCCUUCAUGGCGUGCGCCGAGCAGCCCCACGUCAGGGCCGAGAUGUUCGCUGCCGCCAGGGAGCGGCUGCCCUUCGCCUUCUACGCCGUGCUGCGCCGCGUCACCGAGGCCUCGUCCCCCAAGCGCCACGACGGGGCCGGCGGGGCCUGUGGAGGCGGCAUCCAGGCCACCAGCGUGAUGGCGUUCCAGCCGUUUCUCAGCGGCCUCCUGGACGCCAUCGUCCUCAUGCUCAGCAGUCUCAGCCAGGAACUGCUUCAGUCGGUUGAGAGGUUCAGUGACCUUCACGGAUUGCUGUACGUCACCGCGGAGGAAAAGGCGGAGGAGUCAAGUCACCACCGCGGGGAUGCUGCUCUUGACUCGAGCUUCGCCGAGGAGUAUGAGGACGAGGUCUCUGAGAACAUGAACGAGUUAUCGGCAGAGAAGGACUUCCAAGAAGAAAGGGGACAGAAUGACAGGUGGCCCGAGUCGAACUGCUUUCACAGCGACGGUAUGAUUGCAGACGAAGCCGGCAGGUCGGAAGACGAACGCGAGCAAACUCCGGAAGAGAUGCUGCCCGACGGGCCGGAGGAUCGCGCCGUCGAGGGCCACGCGUGGGGCCUCGUGGGCGUGAAGGCCGAACCCAUCGCGGACGAGGCCGGCAGGUCCGACGGCGGGGGAGAUCGAACCCCGGACGAGAUGCUGCCCGACGCGCCGGAGGAUCGCGUGGCCCGGGGCAACGUGUGGGGCGUGCUGGGUGUGAAGGCGGAACCCAUCGCGGGAGGCAACGGCAGCGAGGACCUGAUGUUCGAGGCCGGUGCUACACAGCACCCGAAGUUCCGGUCGUUCGGCCCCUUGGCAAAAGCGAGGCUUCCCCCUCACCAGUCGCACGGCCCGUUGCCGGACGGCGAGCCUGCGCGCCCCCCGCCGAACCUCGGCGAGCCAUUUGGCGACGCGAGGAUGGGCGGCGAGUGUCCCGGUUCGGACUCGACGGGCGAGGGCUGCUCCGACGAGCUGGCCGGUGACUUUGGGGCCGGCCCGUUCACGUGCACCGACUGCGGCCUCGCGUACAGCGACAUGAACAAGCUGUGGCGGCACCAGGCGUUCCGGCACGGCGGCGAGAAGCCGUACGUCUGCGACGUGUGCCGGAGCCGCUUUUCGCUGGUGCGGAACUUGAACCAGCACAAGAAGAUUCACACGGGCGAGAAGCCGUUCGUGUGCGAAGAGUGUGGCAUGAGCUUUGGUCGCAAAUACCACCUGCACAGACACAAGAAGAUCCAUACCAUCUUAUAAAAGACAGGACAUGUGAAGUGCACUGUGGUCGUUUUAUAUAUAUAUUCCCAAUGGUAACAGUUACAUGUGAUCUGAUUUGGCACCAGAAAUGCAAGAUGAAUGUGGUUACAAUACGAAGCAAGUGCUGUCAGAUCUGUGGGUGGAUUCUGCUAUUUGCUGUGCUGCUUGUUCAAGCCAUAUGGACCUUCCCUGUUGGAGAAUACUCGACUCGAUUGUUUUGGGGUGCUGCAUUGGACACUUCGUUAUUGAACUGUCCUUGUCCUCAUCUCUGCAGAGCAAACGUUUGUUAAACAGCAACACAAAAAGAUGCAUAACAAUGGGAAGGAUUUUAUUUUGCAUUAGCACAGUGGUGCAAUUUGCAUAUAUUUAGGUACGUUUUUGAACAAAUGUGGCCAUGAUGCUGGCACAGGUAAGUCAGUGGUCUCAUGGGGUCAUGCAUACCUGUGACCUAUCGUAUGGGACGUCCUUGCCGAAGGUCGCCUGGUUAAUUUAGCAACGCUCCUUGCAAUGCAUCUGUUGGGGGCGCAGAGAACGAGGCUUAAAUUUAGCGUUGCCCUGGAGACACCCACUCGGAUGUGCUAAAAGCGAAAUUAACACAUCAAUUGCAUCCUCCGCUCACACCGUGACAGUAGGCGUAGUGUUCUUGUUUAAAUAUUGCCAGCAUCAAAACACUCGAAUUGGUUUUACCCUUUCUGGCAAUAAAACAGGUGUUAAGAUGUUAAAACACCAAACGGAUUCACCUUGCAAGGAAUCACGUCUCCAUUAACCACACAU